GAUGGAAUAUCGCGAUUUCAUGAUGGAGUGUCGCGAUAAGGUUAUCGCCGCGGUAUGCCGUAGGCUAGAUUCGAGCUGGUCCGUAUCACCGCGGCAUCCCGCGGUAGGCUGGUGAUCUGCAUCUAUCAACUCUACUAACUAGCCGGGCUGCCGCGGGGCUAAAGCUCCAUGAAAAGACUGCUCUGCCGAUAAAUAUAAGUAUAAUUGCCUCGAGAGCUCGCAAGGACAUCCAGAAGGUCCAUCAAGUCAUCGCCUUACACUUUACAUCUCUUCCAGCACCGGAGGAUUCGAUACGUCGAACUUUUCUCUGCCUCUUUCUCCACACAUAUUUCGCUUUUCUGUGAUACAAAUGGAGCAGAGCACAUUGAUUCGCCGUGGAGUCGGACUUCGUGGAGUGGACCCACGCAAAGUCUCCCCAGGCUACACGCUCUUCGCGCACCUCACGAGCCCCGGCACCGUAAAGCUCAUCGACAAUCAUGGGCAGGAGGUCCAUCGAUGGGACCUUCCUUACCGCCCCGGCCGACAUGCGCAGAUCUUGAAUAACGGGAACCUGGCCUACAAUGGUGUCCAUCCGGAUGCACCUCGACUGUUCCCCCUCUGGCAGAAGUACCGCGGCGGAGUAAUGAUGGAGGUUGACCCACACGGCAAUGUUGUAUCGGAACACCGCGACCCGCUUGCCCAUCACGACCAACAUCAUUUGGACAAUGGCGAGCUGCUCUAUACCACUGUUGAAGGACUCGGACCAGAAAAGGGCACGGCUGUGCUGGGAGGCAUCCCGGACAGCGAGGCGCCGGACGGCAAGGUGUACGCCGACUGCAUCAAGCAUGUAUCCCUGUCGGGGGAGCUGCUGUGGUUCUGGAAAGCGAUCGAUCAUCUUGAUCCGAAGAAGUUCCCUCUGCAGCCACACUAUCCUCGCGAACACUGGCCGCUCAUCAACUCCGUGUACCCACUAAAAGACGGCAACAUUCUUGCCUCUCUGCGCAGCGUGUCCGCGGUCAUCAUCAUCUCUAGAGAGACUGGCGAAGUCAUUUGGCACCUUGAUUCGACGGUCUUGGCUCAGCAGCACUGCGCGAGCGAGUUGGAGGAUGGAAGCAUUCUGAUCUUCGACAAUGGGACAUUCCGCCGCCACGAAAGCGCAACGUACUCUCGAGUCAUCCAGGUCGCUCGCGAGGACAAGUCGAUCGUCUGGGAGUAUCGCGACCCGCAUCCAAUGACAUUCUUUACACCUUUCAUGGGGGGAGCGCAGCGGCUUCGCGGCGGCAACACUCUGAUAACAGAGGCUGCCUUUGGCAGGAUCUUUGAGGUGACAGAGAAAGGUGAGAUCGUGUGGGAGUAUGUGAAUCCGGACUUUGCCGACUACACCGGGUUGGAUGCGAAGGAGAUUGAGGGGUACUUUAGAUACCCUGCAAAUGCUCUGUUCAGAGCGUAUAAGUACGCACCAGAACAGAUCCCUUGGCUUCACCCCAACUGAGUGUAGAGGAGGAAAAGAGGAGGGUAUGUUGCCGCCGAAGUUUGAGUUUCUAUAGCCGGAGUGUUGGGCUGGGUCGGGAUGGCGUUUGGUAUAGCUCUUUUC
Molecule: messenger RNA, 1573 nt
Organism: Trematosphaeria pertusa
Lineage: Eukaryota; Fungi; Ascomycota; Dothideomycetes; Pleosporales; Trematosphaeriaceae
Product: PQQ enzyme repeat protein
Exons: 1
Coding region: 350-1471 (373 amino acids)
Source: RefSeq, a predicted model, not a curated record